UGAAGGGAACAGGUUGAAAAGGAGCUAGGGGCUUGUAGAUUCAAAUACUGUUGGUUGCAGGUUGUAACCGGACUUAACACACAAGCUGCACAGCUCAAAAGAGUGGAGAAUGACUUCAGCAGAGGAAGGUCUCAGCGCAGCGUGGGUGCCCAGGGAUCCACUGCCUGAGUGUGGGGAGAGCAGCGGCCGAGACCCCAGAGACAUGAACCACACAAAGGGUGGCCUGGUCAUCUUCACCGCCAACUCACACCCCUCCGGCCGCGAGCUGAGCAAGAGGAUUGCAGAGCGGUUAGGGGUGGAGCUUGGCAAGGUGCAGGUCUACCAGGAAGCCAACAGAGAAACAAGGGUACAGAUCCAGGAGUCGGUGCGAGGCAAAGAUGUCUUUGUGAUUCAGACAGUGUCCAAGGAUGUGAACACCACCAUAAUGGAGAUGCUGAUCAUGGUGUAUGCGUGCAGGACAUCCUGUGCGAGAAGCAUCACGGGAGUCCUCCCCUAUUUCCCCUACAGCAAGCAGUGUAAGAUGAGGAAGAGGGGCUCCAUUGUCUCCAAGCUCAUUGCCUCUAUGAUGUGUAAAGCUGGUCUCACACACCUGAUCACCAUGGACCUCCAUCAGAAAGAGAUUCAAGGUUUCUUCAACAUCCCAGUGGACAAUCUGAGAGCCUCGCCCUUCCUGCUGCAGUACAUACAGGAGGAGAUCCCUGAUUAUAGAAAUGCUGUGAUUGUGGCCAAAUCUCCAGCUUCUGCCAAAAGGGCUCAGUCAUUUGCUGAACGGCUGCGUCUGGGUAUAGCAGUGAUCCACGGUGAAGCUCAGGACGCUGAAUCAGACCAGGUGGAUGGGCGACACUCCCCACCCACCGUCAAGACCACUGGAGCCAUUCAUCCCAGCAUGGAGAUACCAUUGUUGAUCCCUAAAGAGAAACCUCCCAUCACUGUGGUAGGAGAUGUAGGAGGACGCAUCGCCAUCAUAGUGGAUGACAUCAUCGAUGACGUUGACAGUUUUGUGGCAGCAGCGGAGACGCUGAAGGAAAGAGGGGCCUACAAGAUCUACGUCAUGGCCACACACGGCAUCCUCUCCUGCGACGCUCCCAAGUUCAUAGAGGAGUCGGCUAUCGAUGAGGUGGUGGUGACCAACACGAUUCCCCACGAGCUCCAGAAGCUUCAGUGUCCAAAGAUCAAAACGGCUGACAUCAGCAUGAUCCUGUCGGAGGCCAUCCGCCGCAUCCAUAACGGAGAGUCCAUGUCCUACCUGUUCCGCAACAUCGGGGUGGAUGACUGAACAGCCUGUCACACACAUACAGACGAGCACACACACACACACACACACACACACACACACACACACACACACACACAGAGAGAAACAUACUAACACAAUUCCCAUUUGCCUUCGUAGAACUCCCCAGACACACAGAUGAAUUAUACACACAGAAAUAUCAGUUCCUUACUUGUAUCAUUACGCACAAAUAUGAUGCUAAUCCUUUCCUCUGAGUGCAGCUUAACAUAGAAGAUGACUGAACACAAACACACACACACACACACGAGCAAACACUUCCACUUAUCUCCAUAGUUGUGGCUGAACACAUACUGAUCUGUGUCCUAAGUGGACAUUAAUGGACAACUGCCUCUCUCUCCAAUGGCUGCCCUCUUGUCAAACAGUACACAACUACCUUCUUUAGUUACUUCUCCAACUUCAUCUUCAAAAUGUUUUUUCUCCAUAUGUGUUUCCGUUGAAAUUAACGUUGAUGUUAAAUCUGUGGUAGAACAUGAUAUUUGUUGGCAUUGAAUGUCUUUUUCUGAUACUUUUGGUAAAGGAGAUUGUACUGCAAGUGUGCCAGUGCCUUCUACAGGACAUACUCACAAACACACAGGCCUUCAUCACUCCGAUACACAACUGGGUCUCAGCUAACGUUACUGAUUCAUAUUGGCCCUUGUAAUUAAUCCAGGAUUAUGCAGGGUUAUAGCUGAUUAACUUGUGUAGAAUAUCAGAGUUCAUGUUUAAAUACAAACCCCUGUCAGUUUUUUGUUUGUUUAUGUUGUGUCUAAAUAUAUGCUACUAAUAUAGUUAGUUUAGACUCCCACUAGUUAGCCCAGUUAGCCAUACAGCGUCUGUGUGGUUGCCAUAGCACUUAGAUUUUAAUCUGGUGUCAAAUCUACUAAUUACAAAAGUUGAACUGGAAUUAAUGCAGGACAUAUUUUCUCAGUCUAGUAAAUUGGAUGCUACAAACCUUUUUAUGGCAGUGCACCUGUGAAAUAUGUUUCCAUGAGUCAUCCAUAAUAACGUUGUGUGCCAUCUUUUCAUUGCCUCCUCAUAUUUGUUGUUUGUUCAUGCCACAAAUGAGCAGUUCCCUUCCAGCUGCAGGGCUCUGCAGCAAAGAAACUCAGAGGUUUCAACAAAAAAAAAAAAAGAAAAAAAAAAAAGGUCAACACAGUUUUACUCUCUAGUUGGGAGUGGAAGGUUCUUAAUCAUUUGGAAAUGUGUAAAUUAAUCCUUGAUCCUGCGAUCAUGGUGAAAGAGUCAGAAGAAGUUUGUUAAAACGUGUGAUACCUGAGUUUCAGACAAUGAAAUUCCAAAUUGCAGCUGAAGCUGUCAAAGUAAAUUGAAGCUUUUUUCUGACAAGCAAAACCUGACUGAAGCAGGUCUUUGUCACUUUACCAGAUGUGUUCCAGAAAUGUUUUGUAUUUAUUUUCAGCACUUAAUCUGAAUAAAUGAUCUAUGAAAAUAA
Messenger RNA from Seriola dumerili (greater amberjack), 2723 nucleotides. Its product is annotated as phosphoribosyl pyrophosphate synthase-associated protein 2. NCBI's taxonomy places the organism in Eukaryota, Metazoa, Chordata, Actinopteri, Carangiformes, Carangidae. Gene Ontology annotation, cellular component: ribose phosphate diphosphokinase complex; cytoplasm. Gene Ontology annotation, molecular function: magnesium ion binding; ribose phosphate diphosphokinase activity. The transcript has 12 exons. Gene Ontology annotation, biological process: purine nucleotide biosynthetic process; 5-phosphoribose 1-diphosphate biosynthetic process. Bases 110 to 1276 code for a protein of 388 amino acids. The record is from RefSeq and is a predicted model, not a curated record.